This is a messenger RNA of Scedosporium apiospermum, 1485 nucleotides long. RefSeq lists its product as uncharacterized. The transcript is spliced from 3 exons. Bases 1 to 1485 code for a protein of 494 amino acids. The record is from RefSeq and is a predicted model, not a curated record. Lineage: Eukaryota; Fungi; Ascomycota; Sordariomycetes; Microascales; Microascaceae.
AUGAUAGCCAGCAUUCUCCGAGCUGCCCCACCCCCAUCCUUGCCUCAGAACGGGACAACAAGGCUACCUGAUCUCCAAAGGAUCUCUAGCAGCCCGAGCUCAAGUGCGAGCCGAAAAUCCGACGACCUUCUCCUUGCCGAGGGCGCCUCGGACUCUUCUCCAGGCUCUUCUCAUCUAGACUCUCCCCUGGCUGGCUACAACGGACCGACCCCCAAAACGCUGGACGGAGUACGCGAAGCCUUCUUUAAAGUUCUCGCGACCGCGGCGAAGAACAAAGAAAUCGCCGGUAUUAUUACCGGGUACAACCAGAAUGACGGGUUCACCGGUUCAGCGACUACACGUGGCACAUUGAAGAUAUGGUUACUUUCUCAGGCAAAAUUCAACGGACUAAAGAUGCUGGAACUUUGGGCUCGUCUCGCCGGCUUCGAGAGUUUACAACAAAAUGGUGCCGCCUUUCGGAGAUACUUUCGGAGAUACCGCAACGGCGAUGCCGAUGUCCCUCCGGUUGACGAGCCCCGCGGCGCGGCUGUCAAGCGCCUCAGUGCAGCCGAAGUUGACGCUCGGGUCCCUGCAGUCCAGGUUAGACUUCUUCGCGGAGUUGUAAGUGAUGCACUGAAGCAAAUGGGAACGGAUCUCUCCAGCGCCAAAACGGAGAUAAAGGGCAUGAAGAAGGCCAUCUCGAAGUUCUCCGAGACUGACCACUUGGCGACGCACCUUCGCCGGUUGUCGGAGAGUGGAGAAGCGGGCUUUCCAAGCCCUUCCGGAACGGAGUCGAAAGACGAGGAUGGCUGUCCCCUUUCCCUUGUCGCUCAGUCGGUAAAUAAUGUUUUGAAGUCGAGCAAUCGCAAGAUUGACGAGCAGAUUGCUGCGACUGAGCGCGCUCAGUCUGUGGCUGAAAUGCUCCGUGAGGAACUCGAUGAGAAGCUGGUGCUUUACGACACAGUUAUCAAAGAGCUGGGCACAAGUCGCAGACUGGUCAAGGAAGCAAAAUCCGAAUGUAACAUGUUGCGCGAAAGCUUCGUCUCUCUUCAGGAAUUCAAGGAUCAACUGGACCCCCACAAGAUCGAGAUCAGUGAGGCGGAGAGGAAACUGGGUUUCUUGGAAGAAGAGCUGGACCGGUAUAUGUUCAAGGGGAAACUCUUUGACGAGCUGUGCCAAGAAAUCAAGAUGAUGCCGUUCCGGCUUGAGAAUGCGGACGUAGCACACGUGUAUUUCGAUGCGUUGAGGGAUUGGGUACGGGCAAAGGAGGCCGUCGCCGCGCAAAAAUGGGAGGGACUAGAUGGGGGCCGGGGUGUGAGUAGCAUGGAGGAGGUCCAUGAUUUUAUUAAAGGGAUGACGGAGUCUGCUCAGGGUGGCAACGAGAGCUUCGGCCCAUUCGAGUCGACGGAGACGUCGUUUAGCUGGUCUCCAUCCGUAGACGACAAUGGUUACGAGGGUGCUGGGGAGGAGGAGGAAGAGGACAUUACGCGGGUCGGCAUCUUUUAG